Molecule: messenger RNA, 1043 nt
Organism: Suillus subalutaceus
Lineage: Eukaryota; Fungi; Basidiomycota; Agaricomycetes; Boletales; Suillaceae
Exons: 6
Coding region: 138-1043 (301 amino acids)
Source: RefSeq, a predicted model, not a curated record
GUUAACUAACCGUUGGUUCUUCGGGCAGUGUUAUUGACCACUAUAUUGCGCAGCCAACUUUUCUGGGGUUUAAGUACAGUCACGUCGCCAAAGAAUCCUCCAACUUCUUGGAUCCUGGUGCCAACAAAGAACGCGACAUGACGAACAGAGAACCUCCAAGGAUCGAGGUUCAGCGCACUUUCCCUCUUCUUGACCAAAGUCUUUAUAACUUGCACCCCGAAGACGCUACAUUUUACAAGGAGCUGACUGGAAUUGAAGAUGAUGAAGCUCUGAAGCAGCAUAUAUUGGAUGUUCAAGCAGAAGCGUACAAGGUUGCCCCUUACGCGUUCAUCUAUCUUUUCCUUUUUAUCAGACGCAGGCUGUCGGUGCUACCUGCUUAUCAGCAAGUUGUGCGGAUCGGACGUGAACGGAAGAACCCAAUUUUCCUUGACGUCGGCUGCGGCUUUGGCAACGACAUCAGGGAAGUGAUUCUUGAUGGGUUUCCUGCAGCUCGGGCAAUUGGAACUGACCUUCGUCAAGAACUCUGGGAUCUGGGGCAUGAACUCUUCAAGUCGACUCCGGAGACCUUUCCAGCUCACUUCGUAGGCGGGGAUGCUUUCAACCCUGAAAUCCUCGCUGUGGCUCCGCCUGCGUCCAAGGAGACAGUAGGAGUUCCAACCCCCAACCUCAGCAACCUCACUUCGUUGAAUCCGUUACGCGGAUGUGUUUCCGUAAUUCACACAACAUCAUUCUUCCACUUGUUCAAAGAAGAUAAGCAGCUGCACCUGGCCCGUGCUCUCGCUGGUCUACUCUCUGCUGAGCCAGGCUCCAUCAUUCUCGGAGCGCACACGGGUGCUCAAGAGAAGGGUGUCAUGAAUCAAGUAUAUAGGGGCGUUGAGGCUGACAUGUUCGCCCACAGCGCCGAGAGCUGGACUGCCAUGUGGGAUGGCGAAGUAUUUGAGAAGGGGACGGUCAAGGUGGAUGCACAGCUCAAGGAAGUAUCCGCAGGUGAGGGAGGCGACGAACGUUACCCGUUAUUGUACUGGUCCGUGACCAGACUGUGA